CUAGGACUGCAGGAAGCAUAAACCAGGGGCGCCUGGAAGGAAUUAGACGCAGGAAAGGUAGAACACAUAGAGUUGUGUGGCACUUCGCAGCUUUUACCUGUGUACUUGGAAAAAAACUUGAAUUAAUACCAACCAUUGUCACCAAAAUUUGACUACUGUUGGAUGUAUUUUUCCCGGUUUGUGUCAUUUGAUAAAUGACAUCACCACAGCAGCCUGUCAAGAUGGUCUUGUGCAUUUAGAAAGACAUGCACCGGCAUGAUCCAUGAGUAAGAUUAUAAAGAAGAAGAAACUAAAUCUUCAACUUUUUUCAGACGUUAUAUGGAAAACGAGGAUAUUGCACAUCACAGCAACUGUAAGAAGGGAGUGUUGAGCUUCAUGAAGGAUGUUUUGAAAAAACAAAAACUUUUAAACAGUUUCACCGCUGGAAACGGAGCCUCGUCUGACUGCAUCUCAUAGGACCAGGACACUACAAAGCUGCUUCAAGAUGGGCUGUGACAAAGUCAUAACCUACCUGAGGAUAUUCGGGACAACACUGUUCGGAGUCUCACUGCUGGUGGGCAUCUCCACGGCCUACAUCAUGGGCUACCAAUUCUUCACCACUACUGGCAACUACCUGUCAUUCGGCCUGUACGGGGCCAUACUGGUCAUCCACCUCAUCAUCCAGAGCCUGUUUGCCCUCCUGGAGCACCGCAACAUGCGCCGCUCGCUGGAGACGCCCAUCAAGCUCAACAAGUCGCUGUCGCUGUGCAUCGCCGCCUACCAGGAGGACCCGGCCUACCUGCGCAAGUGCCUGGUGUCCGUCAAGCGCCUCACCUACCCGGGCAUCAGGGUCAUCAUGGUCGUCGACGGCAACAAGGAGGACGACCUGUACAUGAUGGAGAUCUUCCGGGAGGUGAUGGGGCCCGAGCGCGUCUCCACCUACGUGUGGCAGAGCAACUUCCACUCGCGCGGCCCCGGCGAGACGGACGAGACGUACGCCGAGAGCAUACGGCACGUGACCAGCCUGGUGCUCAGCAGCAAGUGCCUGUGCAUCAUGCAGAAGUGGGGCGGCAAGCGCGAGGUCAUGUACACGCCCUUCAAGGCCCUGGGGAGGAGCGUCGACUAUGUGCAGGUGUGUGACUCGGACACCAUGCUGGAUCCAGCGUCCUCUGUGGAGAUGGUGAAGGUGCUGGAGGACGACCCCAUGGUUGGAGGAGUAGGAGGAGACGUCCAGAUUCUGAACAAAUACGAGUCGUGGAUCUCCUUCCUGAGCAGCGUACGCUACUGGAUGGCGUUCAACAUCGAGCGGGCGUGCCAGUCCUACUUCGGCUGCGUGCAGUGCAUCAGCGGCCCCCUGGGGAUGUACCGCAACUCCCUGCUGCAGGAGUUCCUGGAGGACUGGUACAACCAGACCUUCAUGGGCAGCCACUGCAGCUUCGGCGACGACCGACACCUGACCAACCGCGUGCUGAGCCUGGGCUACGCCACCAAGUACACGGCGCGCUCCAAGUGCCUGACGGAGACGCCCAUCACCUACCUGCGCUGGCUGAACCAGCAGACGCGCUGGAGCAAGUCCUACUUCCGCGAGUGGCUCUACAACUCCAUGUGGUUCCACAAGCACCACCUGUGGAUGACGUACGAGGCGGUGAUCACGGGCUUCUUCCCCUUCUUCCUCAUCGCCACGGCGAUCCAGCUCUUCUACCAGGGCCGGCUCUGGAACAUCCUGCUCUUCCUGCUGAUCGUGCAGGCCGUGGCGCUCAUCAAGUCCUCCUUCGCCAGCUGCCUGCGCGGCAACAUCGUCAUGGUCUUCAUGUCCUUCUACUCCGUCCUGUACAUGUCCAGCCUGCUGCCCGCCAAGAUGUUCGCCAUCGCCACCAUCAACAAGUCCGGCUGGGGCACGUCGGGCAGGAAGACCAUCGUGGUGAACUUCAUCGGCCUGGUGCCCAUCUCCGUGUGGUUCACCAUCCUGUUCUUUGGCAUUAUAUACACCAUCAUACAGGAGACCAGGAAGCCUUUUCCCGAGUCGGAGAAGAUCAUCCUGAUCAUUGGCGCCAUUGCGUACGCCAGUUACUGGGUGGUGCUGUUGACGUUGUACCUGGCGCUGAUAGCCAAGUGUGGCAAGAGGAAAAGUGAACAGCAAUACGACAUGGUGCUGGAUGUGUGAUUGUCCCUCCUUUCCUUCCUCCCUUCUCCUUCUCC
This is a messenger RNA of Engraulis encrasicolus (European anchovy), 2178 nucleotides long. It is a transcript of the gene has2, whose product is annotated as hyaluronan synthase 2. Lineage: Eukaryota; Metazoa; Chordata; Actinopteri; Clupeiformes; Engraulidae. Gene Ontology annotation, cellular component: plasma membrane. Gene Ontology annotation, molecular function: hyaluronan synthase activity. The transcript is spliced from 4 exons. The record is from RefSeq and is a predicted model, not a curated record. Gene Ontology annotation, biological process: extracellular matrix assembly; hyaluronan biosynthetic process. The coding region runs from base 485 to 2143 and encodes 552 amino acids.